AUGUUUCCCUUUCUUUCUUUCUUUCUUUCUUUCUUUCUUUCUUUCUGUCUGUCUUUCUUUCUUUGUCUUUCUUUCUUUGUUUUUCUUUCUUUCUUUGUCUUUCUUUCUUUGUUUUUCUUUCUUUCUUGUUUGUCUUUCUUUUUUGUUUGUCUUUCUUUCUUAAAAGAAAGCAAUAAUGAAAGCGGCCGAGGUGAUGGCGUCGAAAUCGGUCAGCCAUUUUCGCAUCCAUCUUGUCCGUACGGCGGUGCUUCCCAAAUGACAAGUAUCUUCACCGACCGAUCCCUUAUCUUCCAUUUUUCACUUCUGGGACAGUUUUUCUCUUUCUAUCACUAUCUAUUUUCUUUCUAUAUCUUUUUAACUUUAUCUUUCUAUUCGUUUACAUAUCUUGCUCUUGUUUUUCUUGUUUUCGCUUGCACAUUCGUUAUCUAUCUUUACUUCUCUUCUAUAUUUCACCUGCUUACUUUAUCUAUCUAUCUUGAUAAUCUGAAAAGAAAAAUAAACAUACUAAACAAAAAUGAAAGGGGCGCUAGACAGCCCUUCUUGAUAAUUCUCAAAUGCAAACAACCGUCUUUUCCCGCACUUUUAUUUUUAUUCCCCCCUCUCGCUUUUCUCUUUUUCAUUUUUUUUUUUCUUUUCUUUUUCUUUUUCUAUUUCUCUUCAUUUAAUCUUUUCUAUAUCCAACGUCUCUUUUUAUGCUAUUUUAUUUUAUGGUCCUAUUCCUUUAUCUUUUUCUGCUUGAUUCUGUCUUUUUUUUUGUUUUUUGUUUUUUUUCUCUCUCUUCAUCCUUCUUCUCGCUCUUUUUCAUCUCUUUUCAAAUUCAUCCAUCUUUUUUUUUUUUUCACUUAUAUAUUUUUAUUCUUUUAUCAUUUUUCUCUUUCACUUUUCUUUUCGUUCCUGCUCCCUAUUGUAAUUCUCACCCUUUCUCUUGCUCUCUUUCUUUCUCUCUCACACACACACACGCACACACACACACACAUCUAUCUAUCUAUCUAUCUAUCUAUCUAUCUAUCUAUCUAUCUAUCUAUCGUAGUCAGUUCAUUAUCUAUCUAUCUAUCUACCUAUCAAUCUAUCUAUCUAUCUAUCUCAGUCUCUUCUUUCUUUUUUUCUCUCUUUGCUUCUUAUAGUUUUGACACUGAGCUAUUUUCCUUUUUCCAUCUAUCUAUCUAUCUAUCUAUCUAUCUAUCUAAAGAUAUUUCUCCUUUUACUUCCUUGCUCUCUAAUUUUGCUUCAUGUUGGCUUCAUCUUUUCCGUCAACACAGGCAAUCCCGACUCCCCCCCCCCAGAUUCUUUCUUUUCUCAUUCUCUUCAAUCUCUCCCCCUCUCCCGCUUCUUAUUUAUCAUCUUUACUCAUCUACCAACAUCUUUCCCCCUUUUCCUCCCUCUCUCUCUCUCUCUCUCUCUCUAUCUAUCUAUCUAUCUAUCUAUCUAUCUCUUUCUCUCUCGCCAGUUACCUUGCAGUCUGUAUACCUAACAUGCAUUCCAUCAAACCACAAACCCACUCUCUCUUCCUGGUCAUGCCUUUCUCUUUCAUUAUAUCUAGCAAUCUCAAUAAGGCUAUUGCAAGCAUCUCACUCAAAUAAUUUUUUUACUUUCUCUCCUCCUCUCUCUCUCUCUCUCUCUCUCUCUCUCUCUCUUUCUUUCUUUCUUUCUCUCCCUAUUUCCUCUCUCUCAUCAAUAUUCUUGUUGUUCAUAUUCUGUAAUUUUUUAUCUAUCUACCUGUCUAUCUACUUCGGUUUAUAUGUGUUUAUAUAA
Molecule: messenger RNA, 1752 nt
Organism: Acanthosepion pharaonis
Lineage: Eukaryota; Metazoa; Mollusca; Cephalopoda; Sepiida; Sepiidae
Source: the annotation of a GenBank genome assembly